AAACGCUAUACUUUGUAAAGGUCGGACUACGUGCAGUGAUGACCGUAAUCAUCUUAAGGCAUACAUCGAUUGAAACAAGAAUGUAAAAUGGCUGGAAAUCAAGAUGAAGAUGUCGGUAAAUCGACAAAAGAGGAAGAAAGCAAGGAACCACGUUCGUUAAAUAAUGACAUUGUUACUUAUGUCCGCUUUAAAAAUCGCUGUGACAGAAUCGCCACGUUGUUCUGGUUUAAUUUUAAAGGAAACUUGGUAAGGUAUUCCAUUUUGAAGAAAGGAGAGUUUAUCGAUAUGAACACAUACGUAACACACCCAUGGUGUGCAAGGGAAACUGUGACAAAUGAUCGACUUGUUAUCGACAAACAACGUGUGUUUUAUCCUGCAGAAGGAGAAGAUUUAACGUACAAACUUGUGUACAUCGACAUUCCAGUUUAUUCUUUGAGAGAGCGAUGUAAACAGAUUAUAUGGAAAGCAUAUCCUGACACUGACCCAAAGACACUGGAUAUACCAAGAGUGCUCACCAAAGAACUGGACACAAAGAAAUCUGUAUCAUACACUGACUACGAAGGCUUUCACCAAACAUGAUUUUGUUACGUAACUGAAAAAAUUGGGUAAAAUGUGAUAUAUAUUCCUUGAAUGUUAAGGCUACUGUAACAUCAAGGCCACAUGUCACAUUUUAUUUUUAAAGGAA
Molecule: messenger RNA, 685 nt
Organism: Saccostrea echinata
Lineage: Eukaryota; Metazoa; Mollusca; Bivalvia; Ostreida; Ostreidae
Product: von Hippel-Lindau disease tumor suppressor-like
Exons: 2
Coding region: 88-579 (163 amino acids)
Source: RefSeq, a predicted model, not a curated record